CAAACACCGAAGCUGUCAGACACGUCAAGCAUCCCGUGAGCGAGCAGCUUGGGGUCAGUCCAUAGACUGUAUAUAUAAAGGGUCAGACAGACGGGCGCACCAGGGCAUCAUCUGUACUCGCAGUACCUCUUUUAGGACUGACACGGGAACACACGCAGUGAAACACGGGGCGUCCUUUCCUGCUUGCACACUCUUUUGGUCAGAUAAUUUAAGAAGAGGUAAGCUUAGCUGUGGUCAGAGUUGUUUGUAGCCUCAAGUGCUGGGAAGUCAACUCUCCUUUUUAAACACGUUCUCUUCCUACUGAUUAGAGAUGGACUUCAUUCUGCCACCCUCUCUGCCAGAUGGUGGUAUCCCAUGGGAGAAGGUUUUACCACCUCUUAUUCCUCGGCUGAAUGGGAUUUAUGGAAAUUAUCAAUGGUCUCCAAAAUUACUGAUUCCAGAGAGUGAUAAAACCAGCUCUGCAGAGGUGAACUGUGACAACAACGGUUUUAGAGUUCAAGUUGAUGUCAAGCUCUUCAACCCAGAGGACCUCCUGGUCAAAGUGACAGGAGACUUUGUGGAAGUGCAAGGAAAGCAUGAAGAAAAGAAGGAUGGUGCAGGAGUUUCAACACGGCAGUUCAACCGUCGCUACCGAAUCCCAAAGGGAGUGGACACCAUGGCUUUGGAGUCAGCGGUCUCUCCAGAAGGCAUCCUUAUUAUUUCUGCACCGAUGCUGCAAACAGAGGACUCCGGCAUACCGACAUAAUGCCUUAUAAUACCAAACACUAACAUUUCUGCCGUCUUCACCAUGUAUGAAAAUAAGUGCGACAUAAGCCUUUAAGAAAACACACUCAUACAGAAAUAACUUGAGGGCUCCUUCAGUCACAGCAACACUCAUGCAUGCACGUGCCAAAACGCCCAUGUGUUGUUCCUGGUGCUGUUCUAAUAUUCCCUGCUCUCUUAGGUUUGUAUAUACCGCUCUGCUAUUACUCAUCAAUCUUACACGAUGUUUAAAAGAACCAGUCUUUGUAAAUAUUCUGCGUUCAUAGUUCAAUGUGCGCAACUUUUGUAAAGAAGAUCCCUGUAUUGUUAUUGUUAUUAAUGAUGCACACAAAAACAUCUCCAAAAUCUUUAAUGUGGAAAUAUGUUUUCAAAAAUAAAUUGUAUUUCUUUAUAAAAUAAAAAAGGCAUACAUGU
This is a messenger RNA of Notothenia coriiceps (black rockcod), 1176 nucleotides long. It is a transcript of the gene hspb6, whose product is annotated as heat shock protein, alpha-crystallin-related, b6. Bases 311 to 745 code for a protein of 144 amino acids. NCBI's taxonomy places the organism in Eukaryota, Metazoa, Chordata, Actinopteri, Perciformes, Nototheniidae. The record is from RefSeq and is a predicted model, not a curated record. Gene Ontology annotation, biological process: negative regulation of apoptotic process; response to heat; protein refolding. The transcript has 3 exons. Gene Ontology annotation, cellular component: cytoplasm; nucleus.